GUAUGCCAGUAAAUGGUACGUAUGCCAGUAAAUGGUACGUAUGCCAGUAAAUGGUACGUAUGCCAGUAAAUGGUACGUAUGCCAGUAAAUGGUACGUAUGCCAGUAAAUGGUACGUAUGCCAGUAAAUGGUACGUAUGCCAGUAAAUGGUACUGACAGACAGGGCAGCGGUGCUUCUAGCUCCCACAUGUAUUUCGCUACACCCGCAAUAACGUAUGUAACCAAUAAAAAUGUAUUUGAAAUGGGCUGUAACUAGGGCACAAUGCUUCUAAUGGUUAUAACACAUGGACAGUCAGUACUCCUGUCUGGAACUAUGAUUCAAUGAAGAAAGUGCCAAUUUUUAAGUCAUGCUUACUGGAUUAGUCUCUUGCAGUAAAUUUCCCACGACAACCAAACUAAAGCGAUAUUGACUGAUUUAUACUUCUGUAACGUUAAAGGUAUGCAUAGGAUAUGACUGACAGAUUAAUUUGAAGUCUAAUUGAAACGCUUUAUCAACAUUGCUAUUUUCAACAGCCCAGUCAUUACACUUGACCCCCCCCCCCCAUUCCAUGUCCUGUUUACGAGAAGGUUCUCCCCCUUCAGUGGUGCGUGACCAGUGGCUGUCAUGCAUCUUGAAUGGUGAGCAUCUGGGAGCUGGAGGGGUUAAGUUCAAAAGUGUGGGGGGGUCUAAUAGGCUGUGGGUGAAAACAGAAGCUGUGGUUACUGCUACAGUCAUGGCUGGCAUUAUGAGUUGCGUCCAGUGCUUGUGACAGGAUGGUAGGAGGGUCCCGCCUCUUAGGGUCACUCAUCCAAUUCUAGAACUUGACCUGUCAGGUGACUGAACCAAAAAUAGCCCUGCAGAGAGUAUAUAGAGGUCUAUACGCAGGCCCUGUGUUUCAGAACAGGACUUGCCCCGCUGUCUGAAACAUAUAGGACACUCACUGCACCACGAGAGCCGUUGACCAGAGGAAAGGCCUUUUUUGAAGGACAUAUCUUAAUUCAAUAAUUUCACUGCCUUUUGCUUUAUAAUUUUACCAUUGAAAAAGGCUUGAUUUUCAACAGAUUCUUCUUUGAGCAAGACUGAACUUUUAUAAGGAUGAAGUACUACCAGGACCCAGUCUGCCAGUCCAUGGGCAUCCAGGCUUAUGGCCCCAAGGAGUCCAGCAGCUCCUCUUGCGCCCACUCUUCUCCACAGAUCAAACCAGUCCGCAGCGUCCACUUCCCCAACGACAUUGUGUUCCAGGACUACGUCCGGCAGGGCGAGCUGGACAGGAUCGGACUCUUCAUCAGAAAGAGGAGGGUCAGCUUGGAAACCAUCUACCACUCUGGUAUGGCAGCGAUCCAUGAGGCUGUCCUCUCUGGGAACCUGGAGUGUGUGAAGCUGCUGGUGAAGCACGGAGCAGACGUCCACCAGAGAGAUGAGGAGGGCUGGACACCUCUCCACAUGGCCUGCAGUGACGGAUUCCCUGACAUUGCCAAGUACCUGCUUUCUAUUGGCGCAGACCCUCAGGCGGAGAACGGGUGUGGGGAGACACCCGCCGAUCUCAUCGACCCAGAGUGCACCGGGGUUCGUGAGCUGCAGGGGCUGCUUGGGGUGGAGGACGACUGAGCUCUCCUCUAACCUUAAAACGUCACUGAAACUUCAGUCACCUUCCUCGCCCAGGCCUCCCGGUUGACCCUCCACAAUGGAAUGAAAUGGGCAGAUCAGCAGAACGUCAUUCUGCGCCCUCAUUGUAGACGUCCUGGAGACAUAUCUGGUCUGGUGGGAGGAAGGCUGCCAGCCAACAGUAGAUGGUUGCCUUUGAGUGAACUGAACUGUUGCUGGAAAGGGGCUCCUUCAGGCAAUCUCAGCAGGCAUCGCUUUGUAAUGCUGUUUGCAGGUGCAGAAGUUUGAGCUUUUGUACCUUUUUUUAAUAGAGGGUGAACAGCACUGGAAUGAAUUAGAUAACAGUAUGGUAAUGAGCUUUUAUAAUGACUUUAUAGUUGAUGUGUGAAAGCUUUUUUGGAAGUUGUGAAACAUGGAUCUGUGGUUGUCCUCUGACUCGUAGGGCCACUCUGCAGUAAACCAAUGUGAUAGGUCAACUCUACCUACUGACAACAUUUAUAGUUCAAGAUUUGUCAUUUACACCCUACAGCUUUUCAAUUUGAACCAAAGACCCUGCAUACUGUAUGUACUCUAAAAUGUACCACAUGAAUGUUGUUAGUCUAACACUUUACCUCUAUACUUUUGUUUUUAUUCUAUACUUUUUCCAACAACCACUGGAAUGGCUAAUUGUGUGUUUACAAUUGCUUUUAUAAUCAUUUGUAACAAACUGUGUGCAAUCAAUUGUGGUUACACCGCUUUGUAAAUGGCCUUUUUAUACAUUUCAUUAAAAUUGUUUCAUACAAAAACAACUUAGUGGUGAUCUAUUUGGUCUUCAUCAACUUGACAAAACUGUUUUGAAGGGAAAUAAAAUAUUAUUUUUACUAUAAUUUCAAACUACAGUAACCAAUCUUGGUUCCAAUUAACCUUGGUGGACUGAGAAGCAUUACCAACAUUGAAGCAAGGUACAGUUCCCAGUAAGGUGGCUCUGGCCGGGGAUCAACAUAAUGCUUGUUAAUUGAACCAGCUCUCUGCAGGAAGGUGAUUAUCCAUGCCUCUGUACAGUAUUGGCUGAGGUGCUGGUUUCUGAUGGAUUAAGAGAGACAAGAGUUUGGGAAAGGGUGGCUGAGGAAAUCUAAAGCCAAGUCAGGGUUGUGCUUUAGCCACAAGAAAAUACCCAUCAGUAUUAAGAGUGGAAGUUUCCCCGUACACCACGUCUAGCAUCAAACCCCUAACAUAUUAGUGGGCUGUAUGAAGCUGAUACUGUUGAGUACUAUGUACUUUGGGUGGGGCUCCAUUUUUUGUUUGUUCUGUGUGGUCCUGACUGUCAAAACAUUAGGAACACCUUACUAAUAAUGAGUUGCACCCUCUUUUGCCCUCAAAUGCUUAGAUUUGUCAGGCAUGGACUCCACAGGGAUGCUGGCCUACAUUUACUCCGAUGAUUCCCACAGUUGUCAGGUUGGCUGGAUGUCCUAUGGGAGGUGGACCAUUCUUGAUACACACGAAACUACUGAGCGUGAAACUCAGCAGCAUUGCAGUUCUUGACACGCUUAGACAUCCUUUAACCUGUUCUCCUCCCCUUCAUCUACACUGAUUGAAGUGGAUUUAACUAGUGACAUCGGUGAGGGAUCAUAGCUUUCACCUGGUCAGUCUCAUGGAAGGAGCAGGUGUUCCUAAUGUUUUGUCAACUCUGUAAAUCUCAG
Messenger RNA from Oncorhynchus keta (chum salmon), 3263 nucleotides. RefSeq names its product protein phosphatase 1 regulatory subunit 27-like. The transcript is spliced from 3 exons. The record is from RefSeq and is a predicted model, not a curated record. NCBI's taxonomy places the organism in Eukaryota, Metazoa, Chordata, Actinopteri, Salmoniformes, Salmonidae. Gene Ontology annotation, molecular function: phosphatase binding. The coding region runs from base 1075 to 1587 and encodes 170 amino acids.